Molecule: messenger RNA, 4647 nt
Organism: Heterotrigona itama
Lineage: Eukaryota; Metazoa; Arthropoda; Insecta; Hymenoptera; Apidae
Source: the annotation of a GenBank genome assembly
GCACAAGACGAGGCGAAUGAAUUUGCCGAUCUCGACUACCGAUUGCCAAAAACGAUCGUUCCAACGAACUACGAAAUCAUACUUGUGCCAGAAUUGCAAAACGACUUCAAAUUCGAGGGAAUUGUACACAUUAGCGCAUAUUUACGAAACUCAACGAAAACUAUAACACUUCACCAUGGACGAUUGGACAUAAAAAUCGUGUCGGUGACAGUCGACGGUCAGAACGAAAGAAUCGACAACACCACGUAUAAUGAUAUGACGGAGAAAUACGAAAUUAAGCUGAAUAGGUUACUUGAAGAAGGGACAAACAUUACGAUCAAUUUCAAUUACACCGGUAAACUUAGGGACGACAUGAUUGGAUUCUACAGAAGCUCUUACUUCGAUUCUGAAGGACAAAUUCGUAUGGACAAAUACUGGGACGAAUUCAAGCACAGCAUCCCCAUGUCGACCUACCUGGUAGCUUUCAUCAUCUCGGAUUUCAAUUACACGAACGAUUAUGAGAACAAUUUUAAAGUUUGGUCCAAACCGAACGCUGUCGAUCAGACGAAAUUCGCUUUGAACAUCGGCACGAAGGGGCUCGUUUAUCUUUCCAAACGGUUCGAACAGGAUUAUCAAUUACCCAAGAUGGACAUGGUGGCUGUGCCUGAUUUCUCAGCCGGCGCGAUGGAGAAUUGGGGCCUGGUCACUUAUCGCGAGUCCAGGCUGUUGUACGACGAGGAAUCGACGUCCGACGCCGCGAAACAAAGCAUCGCCUCCGUCAUCAUUCACGAGUUGACGCACAUGUGGUUCGGCAACAUGAUCACGCCAGAAUGGUGGGGUUAUCUGUGGUUGAGCGAAGGAUUUGCAAGGUAUUUCCAAUACUUUGCCACCGCUCAGAUCGAGACGUCAUGGAACAUGGAGAACCAGUUCCUCGUCGAGCAACAUCAGACAGCUUUCGCGGCCGAUGGCAUCGAGACAUCUCUGCCAAUGACUCGAACUGUCGUCAAUUCAUCGCAAAUUGGCGGUGUGGGAGAUACUAUUACUUAUAAUAAAGGAGCUAGUAUCCUGCGAAUGAUAAAUCUCGUUUUUGGAUCCGACGUGUUUGACGCUACGUUACGAAAUUACCUGGAAAACUCCUUUCACAAGUGUGAUCGUAUUGUCACAUCUUCGCAUAUUAUUGGUUGCAGUAACAAAGAAGAAAAAGUGGCGAGGCCGAUAAACUUUUGGAAGGAAUUGGAGAACGAAUACAAACAGAAGAACGAGACGCUUAGCAAGCACGUCGAAGAAAUCAUGGCCACGUGGACAGAGCAAGCCGGAUUUCCGGUGUUGAGCGUCAUCAUCGGGAAUGACAAGGUAACCUUGAAACAGGAACGUUUCCUCCUGAGGAAUUUAAAAUCCACGCCCACAAAUCUAACAUGGUGGAUACCCGUCACUUGGACCACGCGACAAAAUCCAAAUUUCCAUCAACUAAACGUGCAUUGGAUAAACAACCAAACCGACUUCAUAAACAUCGAUACUAAAUCUACUGGCUGGAUGAUAUUCAACGUUCAGUCGGCCGGUGAAUAUCGUUUACAUUUCUUUCUUUUCUUUAAUUUACAAUUGUUAGAAUUUAUAAAGAACCGAAAUUACUUUUCCACAGGCUUCUACCGUGUGAAUUAUGACAAAGCAUCCUGGUAUCGUAUCAUCGACGCUCUAAACAGUGACGAGUAUGAGAAAAUAAACGUUCUGAACAGAGCCGCGCUGAUCGAUGAUUUGUUGAACUUGGCGAGAGCUGAUUUGCUCGAUUACCAAACUGCUUUCGAUGGUCUGCGAUAUCUUACGCGGGAGAAGGAUUAUUUGCCGUUUAAAGCUGCGUUCUCUGCGCUCACUUACCUGGAUCAACGAUUAUCUGGACAGAACGAGUAUUACAAACAGUUCAAGGAAUUUGUUCUCUUUCUUAUCGAAAAUGCGUACAAAGAUAUCGGAUACGUGGAUCGUCCGAGUGACGACAGAUUAACAGUAUUACUGAGGGGCGAAUUGAACAAGUGGGCUUGCAAUUAUGGCCACGAAACCUGCGUGCAGACUUUCACUGAAAUGUUCCAACAAUGGACCAACUCAACGGAAGGACAUAUAAUAAUUAAACCUAACCAACGACCGGUCGCAUAUUGCACGGGAGUGAAAUAUGGAACGAAAGAAGACUGGGAAUUCUUAUGGCGUCAGUAUUUAAAUUCGAACUCGGCGACUGAUCAAAUAGUAAUGCUAGAGGCUCUCGGCUGUACCCAGGAUAAAACUCUCUUGGAAAAACACCUGUUAAACGCGCUCAAGAAGUUCGAAGAAAACAGAAUUCGACUGCAAGACCAUACUGCUGUAUUCUCUGCGGUUUAUGGUUCCAAUAUAUUCGGCGCAGAGUUUGUGCUGGACUUCGUCGCGAAACAUCAGGCUGAAAUGAUCAAAUUUUACAACGGAAAUGGGACAGUUUCCAGUAUCUUGUCGUCAGCAUCGAAACGUUUCUCCACCGAGAGGCUGGUAGAUAAAUACGAUAGUUUGAUUGAGACCGAAUUCAAGGACAUCGUGAAAUCGUUGAGUAGUUCGUUGGAACUGGCAAGAUAUGAAUUGCAAUGGUUGAAAAGGCACACGAAAGCAAUUACGUCAUGGAUAAAUGAUUUCAACAGCAAACAAGAGAGCAACAGCAUAAAUUAUCGUUUGCCCACGAGCAUAAUCCCGAACUCAUACACGAUCUGCAUAGAGACGAACUUGACCGAUCUCGAUAAUUUUAUGUUCACAGGAUCGGUGAACAUCGGAACGAUCGUCGCGAACAAAACGAAGAAUAUCACUUUACAUUCGGUAGACCUAAUCCACCAUAAUAUUUCCUUGUCCUCAGACAAUAAGCAGAUUUCCUAUGAAAAAACUAGUAUCAACAAGAAGUAUGAUUUCCUGGUCAUCCAUCUUUCUGAGGAGUUGCAACCUGGACAGAGAUUGAACAUCUCGAUAGAAUUCACGGGACAUAUGAAUGAAGAAGAAAUGCGCGGAAUUUAUAGAAGCUGGUACCUCGACGACAAAGGCGAAAAAAAAUGGUUAGCUGCCACGCACCUGGAACCAGUGGGAGCUCGAAAAAUGUUCCCGUGUUUCGAUGAGCCAGAAAUGAAAGCAAAUUUCACAAUAAAUGUCCUAAUACCACAGAAAUAUAAUGCCAUCAGCAACACGCCAAUGAAACGUCCCCCUAUAUACCUUAAGAACAAUAUGCAAAAUAUCAGCUUCGAGGAAACGCCCAAAAUGUCGACGUACUUGGUCGCUUUGGUAAUCUCUGAUUUUUCGAUGAGAAAUCACACAGACAGAUACAAAGUAUGGGCGAGGCAGAACGCGGUGGAAAACGGGGAAUACGCUUUGUCCCUUAUGAAACCACUCCUCAGCUAUUACGAGGGAACACUGAACUUUUCGUAUCAUCAGGAAAUGCAUAAACUGGACAUGGUCGCGUUGCCUGACUUUGUGUCAGGCGCAAUGGAGAAUUGGGGUCUAUUGACUUAUAAGGAGAGAAACCUGCUGUUUGAUGAAAGUCUAUCGACCACAGCCUCGAAACAGAGUAUAGCGAACGUGGUGGCGCACGAAAUCGCUCAUCAAUGGUUUGGAAAUCUCGAGAACAGUGGAUGGUCACUGGAGGGUCAGUUCGUCGUGGAACACGUUCAUUCGGCUCUCGAAGUAGACAGUUCAGAAUCCACUCAUCCUAUGACCCACGAUGUCUGGAGUCCAACGCAAAUCAGAGGAAUAUUCGACACGAUAUCUUACGCCAAGGCUGCCAGUGUACUAAGAAUGAUAGAGAAUGUGUUGACCAAACCAUUGUUCCACAUGGCUCUCCAGAUUUACCUAGAUGAACAAAAAUACGGCGCAGCCACGCCGGAAGAUCUUUUCGACGCGAUCAGCAAAACAGUUGAAGACGAAGAACUCAAAAACUUGAUUCCGGACAUUAUGAACAGUUGGACCACACAGUCUGGUUAUCCUGUCGUUCGUGCUAUUCAAAAUGGUGGUUAUCUACUGUUGAAACAAGAGAGAUUCUUCUUGAAUCCAGAAGAAUCGUCGAACAAGAAUUUCUGGCACAUACCGAUCACUUGGACAAAUUUGAACAAACCAGACUUCUCUGAUACGAAAACGAAACAUUGGUUCAAAAAUGAUGAAGAAAACUUCAAAUUACCAACGAAUGAUCUCCUCUUGCUAAACGUUCGACAAGCAGGAUUUUAUCGAGUGAACUAUUCGCCUGAAAAUUGGCAACAAAUCAUCCAAAUCUUAAACGAUCGAUACCGGUCAAUAGACGAGAUUAAUCGUGCAACCAUCAUCGACGAUUUGUUCAAUCUUGCCCGAGCGAAAUACGUCGAUUAUCCAACUCUUUUAACUGCGACUAAAUAUCUGAUCAAAGAGGAUGCAUAUCUUCCAUGGCGAGCGUUUUUCAACGGCCUGAAUUAUUUGCACAAGCAAUUCGAAGGGAAGGGAAGUUACAAAGCGUUUGUGCGAUACGUAAGCUCUCUUCUGACACCAAUUUACGAAAAGCUUGAACUCAAGGAUAAUCACGAUUUGGAUCACACUGUGCUUUUGUUAAAAUCUCACGUUCUCAAAUGGGCAUGCAAAUUAGACAUAUUAGAGUGCAAGUCUAAAACUUUGGCUCAAUUCGAAGCUUGGAACAACAAGUCUACAACAGAG